AUGCACCGCUUUGCUUGUCAGGUGUCUUUACGAGAUUUUUGCCGUGAAAGCAGAGUCUUCAUGGCUGCCUCCAAAAUUCAAGCUCAUGUCCGUGGUAUGCUCACCCGAAAUUAUGUCGCCCGACUAGCCGAAGAGGCAGAAUGGCCACUCAAGGGAUGGUUUGAAUACACUGGCAUGGGACGCGACUGCGUGCAGCUCAACGUGAAGUUUCUUCUAAACCCCAGCUUCGAUGCCUUCCGGCACUUCCGGAAGUAUGGGAAGCAACAGACACUCCUCCAACGGCUGCAAGAGAUGCAGGCGGAGAUCGACAGCUGCUUGCGCAUGUACCUGGGUCCAGCAGAAUAUGCUGCCAUGGAGGCACGAAAAGCCGCUGGAAGCGCAGCGCAGCGUGCCAAAGCAGAGGCUGAAAGAGAGCAGGAGGAGGUGAAUGCCAUGGCAGCUGCCGAUCAAGAAUCGUUUGCUAUAGAAAAGACUGCCAACGACCGCCAGGCGGCAGUGCGAAGAGAGGAGGAAGAGAAGCUGCGUGCAGAGGAAGAGGAAAGGCUUCGCGCAGAGGAAGAGGAAAGGCUCCGUGCAGAGGAAGAGGAAAGACUCCGCGCAGAGGCAGAAGCUCAAAGAGCAGAAGAGGACGCCAAUAUCAGCACGGUGAGCCAGGCCUUGGCCAACUUCACGUAUGCUGCACAAGCAUUGCUUGGUGAGGAGCCAGCACCUGUGGAGGAAGUAGAACCAGCUGCUCAGCAAGAGGCGGCUGUGAGCAGGGAGGCGGCUGAGGAAGUGCAACGGCCAGCCGAAGAUCAGGAGCCAGCACCUGCGGAGAAAGUAGAAGAACCAGCCGCUCAGCAAGAGGCGGCUGCAAGCAGGUAUGCAGAGGAAGUGCAACGGCCAGCCGAAGAUCAGGCCUUGACACUGCACAGCAUUCACGAGGUAGCCAGAAAGCUUCUUGCUCCUAGUAGUAAGGCCAAGAGCCCCUAG
This is a messenger RNA of Durusdinium trenchii, 972 nucleotides long. NCBI's taxonomy places the organism in Eukaryota, Dinophyceae, Suessiales, Symbiodiniaceae. The record is from the annotation of a GenBank genome assembly.